AUAUCAACAGCAGCCAAAGCGAGUGACAGUGACAGGAAGUGGACACUGACUGUUGACACAUCACAGAGGCCAGAGGCAUAAAAAUCUUCUAAACGGAUCCACCCACCCAUCCACAACACUCCACGCCCAACUCAUCGAUCGUACAACAAAUUGUCGUGGGAGGAUAGGAGAUCUGCAACAACAACAACCAAUAAAUCAAAAUAUAAUAAUCAAAGAAGGAGAAGGUCGUCGAUGUAUGAUGCAGGAUUUCUUCAGUUGUUGCGAUCCUCACAACUGUUGAAUUGGGUGGGUGCGACCAAACCACGAAAGCGUUGGAGUUAUCUAGAAUCUAAUAAACUCUCGGCUGGGACUCGAUAGGACUUCAUCUUCAUACAUCUGUACAGAACAAGAAGGUGAAUGAGAGUUAGUGCGCCGUCCUCCUCGGUAAGGAGCCCUUGCUGUUCUUACUACCUUCCCGACCCCACGGUUUCUGCACUCGAGUCCACCCUCUACACCAAAAUGGGUGUGGAGGGCGACAAUGGACGUUGUGGGUUGUGCAUAAGAAUUACAAAAUGGCUACCCGUGGUUUUCAUCUUGGCCGUGAUCGCAUGGAGUUAUUUUGCUUUCGUUGUUCAACUUUGCCUGUACACCAUGGAAGAGGUGUGGCUCAAGGUGUUAUCCCUCAUUAUUUACCACAUUUCGCUCACUUUGUUCCUGUGGGCGUACUUUCAAACCAUUUUCACAACGUCGAAUCGUGUUCCACGCAAAUUCAAAAUUCCCCAGAAUUUAAUGGAGAGAAUAGAGUCUGCGACGAAUGACACUGAGAUUUCAGAGAUUUUGGAUAAUCUUGUGCGUACCCAGCAACUUCCGGUACAAACGAGAACGAAUAUAAGUCAAAUCAGAUUUUGUGAGAAAUGUCAAAUUAUUAAGCCAGACAGAACACACCAUUGUUCUGUAUGCGGUCACUGUAUCUUGAAAAUGGAUCACCAUUGUCCCUGGGUCAACAAUUGCGUGUGCUUUGAUAACUACAAGUUUUUUAUCUUAUUCCUGGCCUAUGCAUUUCUCUACUGCCUCGUAGUGUUUAGUAUCUCAUGUCGAUACUUUAUCCAGUUUUGGAGAGGAGAUUUAACAACGCACGGGUCUGUCGACGGCAAAUUUCAUGUCCUUUUUGUCUUCUUUGUAGCUGCCAUGUUUGCCGUGAGUUUGGUCUCGUUAUUAGGCUAUCACUGCUAUCUUGUGACCAAAAAUAGAAGCACAUUAGAGUCGUUCCGUGGCCCAAUAUUUCGACACGGUCCGGACAAGAAAGGAUUUCAUUUGGGGACAUACAACAACUUUAUCGAAGUGUUUGGUGAUGAUAAGAAAAAGUGGUUCCUUCCCGUCUUUUCUAGUCUUGGAGAUGGAAUUUCAUACCCAACAAGGCACUCGUGGAACAACUUUAACGGCAAUGGGAACUACAAUUCCAUCGAUACUGCGGAUUCCACUCCAGUCUCUGGGAAUUCUCCGGAUCAUUGUGUCGAAGUUAAAGUUGAAGCCAGGCGAGAACCAACACCAAAGUUUAAUAACAAUGGGAAUGGGUCGUCGGAUGGGCCAAAUGGGAGCAAUGGGACGCCUCUGGUUUACUUUUAAAUACGAUUUUUCAUACAGAUCUCGGGACUCAUUCGACUUGAUAGGAUUGAUUUCUAAAUAAGAUUUAAAAAUCACCUUGGACGAGGAGAGAACCAUCGCAGCAAAUAAAUCAGUAGUAGGUCUCCCCAAUAAUUUCAAUAAAAUGUGUAAUAAUUAUUUAUAUUCUCGAAACUUGUGACCCUCAAUUUGACAAGAGCCCUUUGAUUUGUAUUUACCUUUUUUGUUAGCCAUUAAUCUCACCGCUCUCUUUCUGUCCAUUUAUUUCGUACCGCACGUGUUGGAUGACUCAGAAAGUACUACCAAAAAAGACCUUGUAUAAUUUUGUAUUACUUCGAACCAAUGCGCAUGUUGUGAUGUUACCUUAAAAACUCUUACAAACUCUACCAACUACUAGCGAUAAUAAUGUUUGAUGAAUCUAGGACACCAUAAUAGCGUAGAUUUAUUGUUUUAGAUUGUGCAAUUAUUAAUAAUUUUCUAUCAGAUUUUACAGAUUUGUUAGGUUCCGUUAUUAUUAUUAUUAUUAUCGUAUGUUAUUCCGUUCAGUCAACUCUUGUGUACUUUAUCAUGUGAUUGUAUUGCAAGUAAGUGUAAAUUAGUAUAGUCAAAAAUUUAAAAGUGAUUGUUUAGACUGUAAAGUUCACAACAGCAACAUUCUCAUCAUAUAAUCAUAUUGUGACUUUUGACCCCAGUUUCGUCCCUUCCAGUUUUGUACGCAAAAAUUAUACUAACGACAACAUUUAAAUAAUUUACGGUUAUAUUAUAAUACUAUUUCGGUAUGAUGCAAAUCUAAUUAUAAUGGGGCAAGAUUUUAAGAGAUUUUGCACAAGGAAUGAUGAAGACUGCCAUCAAAAUAUGAAACCUAACGCAAAAUCACCUUAUACCAAACCAUCGAGCACCUUGUCUUGUGCUCGAUCAAUAUAUUAUAAUACCUUGUCCAGACAGGAAUAAUUUGAAAAGAUGUGUUACGAAACACUGUUAAUUAUCGUCUUCAUUAUUGUCAAUAUACGAAAUCCAGAACUGGAGUAGUACAAAAAAACUCAAUAAAUUUCUGGCAUUGCAA
Folsomia candida is the source of this 2665-nucleotide messenger RNA. RefSeq names its product palmitoyltransferase ZDHHC15B. Lineage: Eukaryota; Metazoa; Arthropoda; Collembola; Entomobryomorpha; Isotomidae. Gene Ontology annotation, molecular function: protein-cysteine S-palmitoyltransferase activity. The record is from RefSeq and is a predicted model, not a curated record. Gene Ontology annotation, cellular component: endoplasmic reticulum; Golgi apparatus. Gene Ontology annotation, biological process: peptidyl-L-cysteine S-palmitoylation; protein targeting to membrane; synaptic vesicle maturation. The transcript is spliced from 9 exons. The coding region runs from base 397 to 1605 and encodes 402 amino acids.